Messenger RNA from Orbicella faveolata, 3618 nucleotides. RefSeq lists its product as uncharacterized. Lineage: Eukaryota; Metazoa; Cnidaria; Anthozoa; Scleractinia; Merulinidae. The record is from RefSeq and is a predicted model, not a curated record.
GCGCCAAAUGGAGGCUAUUGUUUAUUUAAAAUCCAUCCAAAAUUUUCCCUCGAACGCGAUUAGUCUAAAAGCAACUAAACGCGUGACGUGCUUAAAUAGUCUAACUGUGCCCCAGCUAAAACUGGGGGAUAUCCGAGUGAUAUUCCGGCAGUCUUAGCGUUUCAUUUUGAAAAUUUGUUGUGAAGAGACAUAAACAUUUAUAGUCAAACUUUACAAGCGACAACCACGAUUCCCUUCUUUAAACGGAUUUAACCUUAGAUCUACCGUGAGAGGUUACUACCGGGUGGUUGAUGAUUGCCUUCAUCAUCAACUGUCGUUUUGUGUGACAUUGUGUGGAUAUUACACUGUAAAACUGGUCCUUGAUAUAAUGAUAUUUUGUUAUUACUGUGAAUCCCCUCAUUCUGAUUGGCUAAUAAAUGAGAGCGAUGUUUGAUCGUCUGGAGUGGCGACUCAUCGCCGUGACCUAGAGAUCAAAUAUCAUUUAUAAACGAAACUAGGACCUUUAUCUUUCAAGGUCCACAUGAUUCUCUGACAUUCAUUUUGAAGGAAAAAUCAUCCGUAAGCUCAUGAACUGAAUGCCAAGUACAACCUCGUUUUCAGGCAAGACUGACGUAUACACCCGGAGGGGGAAGGGGGUUCUUCUGUGAUGAUAUGUGCUAUGAAAGUAUGUGCGGCCCAACAUGGUAUGGGUUUUCAGCCGUUUUGGCAUAAAUAGGGUAUAAAUUUUGCCAUUUUGGUCAUAGAUAGGGUAUCGUUUUUGCACUCUAAUCUUCAAUUGGGUACGGUUUAAGAAGAAGCUACUUUUUCAUCAUUAUCGAUAAGACCAUCAACAAAAAAGCCCUUCUCAAAUUACGGCACAUCAGUCUGAACUAAGGAAAUAAUUAUGUAAGGCAGGUCUGAAACAGAGUAUUGAUUUAAGGGUCAGGCCAUAAAUGGGGUAUCGAAUUUUAGGUCAUGUCAAAAAUAGGGUGGGAAAAAUCGCAGAUUUUGGUCAUAAAUGGGGUAAGGGUUUUGGGAGCCGGGCUGCACACCCCCACCCGAUUUUUCUGGGAGUACCCCCCAGGCAUAUACAUCUGUGCUGCCACGACUCGUCCCUUCGAGUCAGGUUUCUUGUGAUAUCAUCGAUAUUGAAAUGGUGAUGAUUAAUUUUAUCCCAUGCCAUUUGCUGUUCAAUUCUCUCCUCGUCGGAAAUAAAUUUUCCUCCGUGCGGCACAUUUUCAUUUUGACUCAAUGCUUUGUUUUGCUGAAUCUGUGACGUUCCGGGCCGGUUCAAAAUGCUUCUCUUCGGCAUGAUAUCUCUUAAAAACCAAUAUUUUAAUGCUAUUUUAAAAUUUUUAAGUAUUAUUGUAUAAAGUUACCUAGUAAAAUAUUGAUCAAUUACGGAAAUACUGAUGACCUUCUCCAAUUCUUUUUAAGUACGACGUCCCUAAGUGCAACAUCAGUGUACUUCAGAACUUAGAACAAUGAACACGGCAUGGUAAAGGCGCCAAUUUUCUACAUAUUCAUUUCUUAGCCAAUAUUAUUAAGUAACUAAACGACUGCAUCAUCAAUUUUCCGUAUUACAAGCUAAACAGAUUUUGUGAAUGAAAACGUGCCAUACACUAAGGAAUUUGUUUCUUCAGCCACGGACUGAGCCGAGGAAGCGCUGAACUGAGCUGAAGCCCCAGCCGGGAAGUCGUAAAGAUAAGUGCGAGCCGGUCACGAUCAGCGAUCAUCAUAAAAGAAACUCUUGAAAUCUAACUGAACCGGGUUUCAGUCAAAAGACUCUGUACCAAUUUACGCCUUCUCUGAUGGCUCUUUCAAACGCUGCUAUUUCCAUCGUUUCAGUCGCGGCUGCGGUUCUGUGCUCAUUGAUGUUACGUUCUGACUGUAAACCUACAGUUCAUGGACUUCGUUUGGAGAGCUACUCAGAGGAGCAAGUCAAAGGAUGUUACAACUACAAUCAGACCUUGAGCAUUUGCUUUGAUGUUGGCAAAGACUUCAUGAAAUUAGCUACGAAGACAGGAGAAGAAAUUGUGUUUCAUAUGGAACUUGGUCCAAAUAUGUUCUACUACAACGUUUUAGGCCGAGGAUUUAUCGGAUACGGUCCGUCAAUGAUUUACGUUCCCGAUGACAUUCUUAGCGUGGUGACUGAAAUCCGUGAGUUUCUGGUGACGGCCCAAACCGCCGAGAAAACAGCCACAGAAUUUGAGGCGCUAAAAACAAACUACCAAGAAGCUGUACGGGAUUUGCACUACGUUCAGGAAGUUCAACUUCUAGAACUCGUGUCCGUAGCGCUGAACAACAACUCCACCCAACUGGACAUUCUGAAGCCGUUUCAUGCCCUGUGUUUCAAUCUCCUGAAGACGUCUAACAUUCAGACUCCAGUCGAACUGAGAGCUGGGUAUGACUUAGAUGAUGAAACCGCUGAACAGCUCGGCAAAAGAAAUAAGCGUUGCAGCAGUCUGACAAGUGAUCCACAUAACAACACUUGUACAGGCAUGUGUGGUCCUAGCUGCACGUGCUGGACAUGGGUGUGUGGAGAUUGCUGUUGGUAUUCGGGAUGUUAUAAGCACGAUAUGUGUUGUGAUAAAAAUCCUCUGGGCGCGCAUUGUCUCGUCCCAUGGUUUUACGAGUUUACUUGUGAUAGUUACGUGACAUGUUAACAAAAGCCUUCAAAAGCUCAUUUAUUUACUACUCAAAGUCAUCACUUCAAUAAGAGUAUUCUGUUCCAUAGUUAAAAAAGAAAUUAAAUUUUAAGUUUAAUUUAAGGUUGGUUGCAAAAAUUACAUACCUUUAAGGUUUUUUUUGGUUGCAAGUUACUAGAUGCAUUUGUUCUUUUAAAAUUUUAAUUCUUCUUGAGUUUUGGCAAAGCUGUUUUGUAAAACCAAGAUUUCUGCAGGAAGUAUUAAUAACUAAAAUGAUCUCAAUUCACAACACUGGAACAGCAGUCAUGCAUUCUAUGGAGUUUAAGGAGGCUUAUGUAUUUUUCAAACAGUGCACACAAUACAGUUAAACUUCUCCUCGCACAUUUACAGACAUCUCUAUAUUAAGGACAGUUCACUUGAUCCCAGCCAAACCAGAAUUCACGUCAUCUCUUCCUCUAAAAUACGGCAUUCCCCAGUCCAUACUAGGGACACUCAGAUCUGCCCCUUGGAUCUGUCCAUAUCAAAGAGGUUUGAUUGUAUCAAGUCUGCUAUAGCAUGUCUACUCUUAAAAUAAUGUGCUCCUCAGCCUGGGCAACAAGGAACAGCCCAUUUCCGAGUUGCCCUAAGCUCCUCUUUGAUGGACACCAAGACUCGCUUUAGGAAAGAGGUUGAAUUAGGUAAUACUGAAAUGUGUAGUUCCAGAAAAUAUCCAUACUUCCCCUACAGAAGGGAUUGUUUAUGAACAGAGCAGAGAUUUUCAUUUCAUGAACUCAAACUUGUGUCAGAGUUUGGAUCUUGGAGCUGAGUUUCUAGUUCAAGUUCAAGUAUCUACAUUAGUCACUGUUUUCUGCCUAAAAGCAGCCUGGUUAGCCUGAUUAGCACUCCAGCCAACAGACCAUUGCCAACCCUUAUUGGCACUCCUUUUAGCCUAAUAAUUAUUAGCAAUCUGCUUAGUCUGAGAAGUUCCAAAACAAAAACAAAAACAAAAAAA